GUUCGCUCUUCAUUCAGACAUCGGGAGCCGGAUUGGAGGAAUGGAGGAAAACGAGGAUUUCACGCCACCUUACUGACGACUUUUGCUGAAAGGACCACGGCUGCUUCGGUAUUAGUGGGUUCAUGCACACUGCUACCCUGCUGCCUCCCAGCAACCAACAUGCCUUAUGGAAUAUUUAUCUCCCACCAGUGAUGUUCUAAAGGGAUCCAUGUUUACAUUCCAGCAGUUCACCUUUUCUGCAAAUUAGUACCUAAAGAGCUCUUUUUUUUAAAAUCAGGCCUGCUCCCUUCAUCAAGCAUACAAUUGGAAUUGCAAACCUGUUCUUUUCUAUUUCUCUACAAUCAACUUCUCUUGCAUUGCAAAGAAGCUGACUGCCUAUCAUGAGAUUCCGAAUCUACAAGAGAAAGGUGGUGAUACUGACCCUGGUGGUUGUUGUCUGCGGUCUAGCUUUCUGGAGCAGUGGAAGACAAAAGAAGAACAGCAACGGAUCUUUUCCCAAGGAAGUGGAGACGGCCAGAAGAAGCAGUAGCAGCAGCAGCAUUAGCAGUAGUAGUGGUAACAACAAUAACCAGGUGCAGGCAACACCUACUGUCAGUCGGGCACCUGUGCCUCCACCCGUCAUACAUGCCAAUGAGACUCACCCAGAGAAAGAGAAGGACAAAGAAAAGGUGGCCAAACCAGAGAUAGACAACACAACCCUAGUGUACCGUGGCAUUGUCUUUCAACUCAACUUUGACCAGACAAUAAGAAAUGAGGAGAAGUUUAAGGCAGCAAGACAAAAGGAUGAUCUAGUUGUGGUGGUUCAGGUCCACAACCGGCCAGAUUACCUUAAGUUGUUGGUGGACAGUUUGCGGAAGGCCAGAGGUGUUGAGAGCAUACUGCUGAUAUUCAGCCAUGACUUCUGGUCCCCUGAGAUUAAUCAGGUGGUGGCCUCCGUCGAAUUCUGCCAGGUCCUCCAGAUCUUCUUUCCCUUCAGUAUCCAGCUGUACCCCCAGGAGUUCCCUGGUAACGACCCCAGAGACUGCCCCAGAGAUAUUCCCAAGAAAGACGCCUUAAAGCUGGGCUGUAUCAACGCAGAGUACCCUGACUCAUUUGGCCACUACCGUGAGGCAAAGUUCUCCCAAACCAAGCAUCACUGGUGGUGGAAGCUGCACUUUGUAUGGGACAGAGUCCGGGCGCUGAAGGACCACAGGGGUCUGGUGCUAAUGAUUGAGGAAGACCACUUCCUGUCCCCAGACUUCUUUCAUCUCUUAAGGCUUAUGUCAGCUCUCAAAAGAGAGCAGUGUGCUGACUGUGACAUCCUCUCUCUGGGAAGUUACAGUCACAUUGGCUACGCCAGCAAAGCAAAUAAAGUGGAGGUGAAAGCCUGGAAAUCCACAGAGCACAACAUGGGAAUGGCCCUGAACAGGGAAACUUACCAGAAACUUAUCCAAUGCACCGACGCCUUCUGCACUUAUGAUGACUACAACUGGGACUGGUCCCUGCAACACCUAACUGUGGCCUGCCUGCCCUCGUACUGGAAGGUCAUGGUAAGCGAGGCACCCCGGGUCUUCCAUGCUGGGGACUGUGGCAUGCACCACAAGAAGUCGGCCUGCAUGCCGGCCAGCCAAAAAACCAAGAUAGAAAAUAUCCUACAGAGCAGUGGUAACCAGCUGUUCCCAAAAAACCUCCUGAUAACAAAGAGACUUCCGGCCAAUGGGGCAGGCGGGGUGGCCCCUCACGUUAAAAAUGGGGGCUGGGGGGAUAUCAGGGACCAUGAACUCUGCAAGAGUUACCUUCGAUUGCAGUGACCUUAUUACUACUAUUAUAUAUUACUAUCUCUUUUGCAUCCACUUUAAAGCAAAGAAAGCCUUUUAAAAAGAAAUCUUUAUGGACUAUUCUUCAUAUUGCCUGUUUUAUUGGACUGUUCUAAAUAAAAAACGAAUGUUACAUUUCAACCUCUUUA
This is a messenger RNA of Lampris incognitus (smalleye Pacific opah), 1945 nucleotides long. RefSeq names its product alpha-1,6-mannosyl-glycoprotein 2-beta-N-acetylglucosaminyltransferase (gene mgat2). The record is from RefSeq and is a predicted model, not a curated record. Gene Ontology annotation, cellular component: Golgi stack; Golgi membrane. Lineage: Eukaryota; Metazoa; Chordata; Actinopteri; Lampriformes; Lampridae. Gene Ontology annotation, molecular function: alpha-1,6-mannosylglycoprotein 2-beta-N-acetylglucosaminyltransferase activity. The transcript has 2 exons. Gene Ontology annotation, biological process: oligosaccharide biosynthetic process; protein N-linked glycosylation. The coding region runs from base 381 to 1790 and encodes 469 amino acids.